This is a messenger RNA of Misgurnus anguillicaudatus (oriental weatherfish), 4055 nucleotides long. RefSeq names its product E3 SUMO-protein ligase ZBED1. The record is from RefSeq and is a predicted model, not a curated record. NCBI's taxonomy places the organism in Eukaryota, Metazoa, Chordata, Actinopteri, Cypriniformes, Cobitidae.
CACAAUCGGAUGACCUGGAGGAUCAAUAAGUCUCUUAUGUAUUUUUGGAAGUGUGUAAAAAACAGGUCUAAUCGGAUAUUGACAAUAUAAAAACUUAAACUCAGACUGAGAUAUCCAGCCAGCUGUUUUCGCAUUCGUUAAAAAUGCAAGUAUCUCAGAUUGAUAAUUUUUAGUAGGGUCAUUAGGAAGUUUUUUAUAAAACUUAGUAUUCUGUAAUUGUGAGAGAAUUUCACUUUGAUAUUUACUUGUAUCUUGGACCACAAUCGCGCCUCCUUUAUCCGCAGAUUUUAUAAUAAUAUCAGGAUCACUCAUUAACUCAUUCAGAGCCUUUUUUUCAUUCAAUGUAAAAUUAUGUGAAACUGGUCUGCUAGAAGAGCAGGAUUCCAUCACAUCUUGUUCAACCAAACGACAAAAAGUAUGAAUGGUGUGGUUAGACACAUUUGGGCAAAAAUUACUUUUAGGUCUAAAGGGUGUCGUAACUGAACUCGAGUCUGAUUUGGAGAAAAAAUAACGUAACUUAAUCUGUCUAAAACAUUUAAACAGAUCCACCUUCAGACCAAAACAAUUAACCCCACUAGUAGGUACAAACGAUAGUCCUUUUGAUAAAACUGAAGUCUGAUCAUCAGAUAGUUCCUUUUCAGAAAUAUUAAUUACCGUCUCUUGGAGAAGCUGCGAGUCCAAGGUCGCAGACUUCUUUGAGGCUCUAGAUCCUCUUCGGCAUUUCUUCUUUUUGGUCUCCGUGCAGGGGCUCGUCUGUCCAAAAAAGAGGUAUGUGCACUAGAGUCACUGGUAAACUCACUCUCAGUGGAAUCACUCUGUCCUUUGAAGAAGGGCGAUACUCCAUUUCUCCUCCGAUUACGGAACCGGGUAGUAACUUCAGAUGGUCCGCGGACUGAUGCGUUGGUCUCUAGAGUGGUCCGGUCUCUUGUGUCGGGUCUAGCGGCUGGUGUAAUAUCCCAUGGGUACACUUCAUUUCGAAGGUAAUCUUCUGUAUCACGUUUGUACUUCUUCAACUUAAUUUCUUUCAAAUGGUCUCGAUAUUUCUCAGUAGACAAUUUUAUAGAGGAAAUCAGUGAGUCAAAAUCAGUGUGGGGAGUAGAUUUAAUCUUUUCUUCGAGUAGAUCGAUUUGUUCGUGGGUCUCUUGUGCAUCAGCAGAUACUUGUUCUACAAUCAGAAGCAUCAAGUCCAUAGAACAUUUGUUGAGAAUCUCACUCCAUCUCUUUAAAAACACUUUAUUCUGUUUGCAUAAUGUUGGAGGUUUGGGGAUUCUCAAACCGCGUGGGAUUCUCUUGUUCCUCCAAUAUUCACUCAGUGUAGAUCCAAAUUCUAGCAGUAAAAUUCACUGCUAAAAAUGCGCGACGAAGAGGAUCCGCCGCAAAAAAGUGAUUUCGUACCAAAAAGAAAGUCGAAAUCAUCUAUUUGGGAUUAUUUCGGCUACAAAAAGGAGGAUGUCGACCAAAAAGAGGUACUUUGCAUUGAGUGUCAUAAAGUUGUGGGCACAAAACAAGGAAACACCACCAAUUUGUCUGACCACUUAAAAAGGCACCACAAAGCUCUUUACGACGAAUACAAAGUCAAAUCUGGGACUGGAUGUCAACCAAAACAAACAAAUAUUUGUGAUGCCUUUGCCAGCGUGACACCUUACCAGAAAGGCUCUCAACGACAGAAAGAAAUAACAGAUGCAAUAACGUUUCAUAUCGCUAAAGAUAUGUUGCCACUAAAUACCGUCGCCAAAGAGGGAUUUAAGAAAAUGAUCCGAACGCUUGACAGACGUUAUGUUAUACCAUCCCGCACAUAUUUUUCCCAAGUUGCGAUAAAAGAGCUGUAUGAAAAAUGCAAAUCUAAGAUUGAAACAGAACUGUCGCACGUGGAAUACUACGCAAUCACAACAGACUUGUGGUCCAGCAGGACAACGGAGCCCUACAUGAGUCUGACGGUCCAUUUCAUCACAGAGGACUUCGAGUUAAAAAGUCGCUGUUUGCAGACGGCAUUUUUCCCGGAAAGUCAUACAGCAGAGAAUAUCGCAGAGGCCCUGAGAGAAGCGGUGUCCGCUUGGGGCUUAGAUGAGACACGUCAAGUCUGCAUGACAACAGAUAAUGCAGCGAACAUGGUAAAAGCUGCCGAUCUGAACAAGUGGACCAGGCUACAAUGCUUCGGCCACAGACUGCAUCUUGCAGUUGAAAACGCAGUGAAAAAGGAUGGCCGCAUUGAUCGUGCUGUAGGAGUCUGCAAGAAGCUGGUGAGCCACUUUUCUCACAGCUGGAAGGCCAGCGAUGCCCUGGCAAAAGUCCAGAAGGAACUCAAUCUACCAUCACAUUGUCUCAUCUCAGAAUGCCAAACAAGGUGGGGUUCCAGGCAGAUGAUGAUCAGCAGGAUAUUAGAACAGCAGCAGGCUUUAACUCAGGUCCUGUCUGCAGACAAGAAGCUGCGGCAUCUAAUUCCAACCUGGCAGGAUAUAGAUGUCCUGGAAUCGGUAAGCAAGUCACUGGGCCCAAUGCUGCAUUUCUCUGAUGCACUUUCAGGGGAUGAAUACGUCAGUGUCUCCUUUGUAAAGCCAGUUCUUCAGCUCUUCAACACUUCACUACUGGAAAUGCGAGGAGACGACACAGACCUGACCAAGAACAUAAAGAAGAAGAUGCUGGACUACCUCAAUGAGAAAUACGAAGAUGAUGAAACUCAGAAGCUGCUAGAUAUGGCAUCUUUUUUGGACCCCCGGUUCAAGAUGGACUUCAUCAGUGCAGACAAGAAGACCCAAGUUAAGGCUAGAGUGUCAUCACUGAUGAUGGAAUGCCAGGAGAAAUCAAGCUGCAGCACUGACGUGGAGCCAAAUGUUAGUGCACCCCAGGAAAAGAAAGCAAAGAAGUCAUUGGGAAGCUUCUUUAAACAGAGUGAAACUGCAGCAAAGGGUGAUUCCUCUCUGACCGUAAAGGAUGCUUUGGAAGCAGAGUUAAACACCUACCUGCUAACACCUCCAAUAGACAAAGAGGAGGAUCCACUUGCAUGGUGGAAAGUACACAAACUAAGCUUUCCUCAUCUUGCCAGACUUGCCCGCAGAUACCUGUGUAUUCCGGCGACAAGCUCACCGUCAGAGAGACUUUUCAGUACAAGUGGUAACAUUGUCACUUGCCAACGAACCUGUCUCAAGCCUGCAAAGGUUGAUAGACUUGUGUUCUUAGCUAAAAACCUUGAGUAAGCAAAGCAUUCAGCAUACAUAUGCAUGCGUUAUCAUGCUAAAGAAUACUCAGUUUAGAAGUUUUAUUUCAUUUUGUUUCAUCAUGAUUAUGAUGAUGACCAACACGGUUUUACUUUGGCACUUUUGCUAAGAAAAGUUGACUUAAAAACAAGAGAUUGUGAACCAAAAUGCUUAUAAGUUGUUUUAUAAAAAAAAUAUUUUAGUUAUGUUAUGAACCAAUCGGGGGGUUGGUGUUGUAAAGCUGCUGUUUAAAUGUGUUUAGCUUUUCUGUUUACAGGAAUAUGUUCUCUAAUCUGUUUAGAAGAUUUAAUACAAAAUAUAUUAAAGUUUUUUUUAUGUUGUUUAUUUCAUAUAUUUAGCCAUGAUUAUGAUGACCAACACUGUUUUACUUUGGCACUUUGGCUAAGAAAAGUUUACUUGAAAGAUUGUGAAUCAAAAUGCUUAUAAGUUGUUUGAUAAAAAUAUAUUUAUUUUAAGUUAUGUUGUUGUAAACCAAUCAGGGGGGUUGGUGUAAAGCUGCUGUUUUAUUUAAAAAUGUGUUCUGCUUUUGUGUUUACAGAAAUGUUCUAAUUUUGGAAUAAAAAUAUUAAGUGACCUUUUUGUCACUUGUAAUAAAGCUUGCUUAUUAGUGAAAUUAUUAAUAUUUUGGAAUGGUAAAUAUUUACUUUAGCCUGGAUCAAUGGCUCUUAACAUCGCAAUGUACAUCGUCUGGGGGAAAACUAUCGCAAUGUAAUUUUUUACCAACAUCGUGCAGCCCUAAGUGACAUUACUGUCAGAUUCAAAGUCUUUCGCGCUGAGCCAGACGGACGAGCUCAGCGCUGUCAUAUAGCAACAUUACAGUAUGCAGAGUUUUCAACCUCA